Exophiala mesophila is the source of this 1227-nucleotide messenger RNA. RefSeq lists its product as uncharacterized. Lineage: Eukaryota; Fungi; Ascomycota; Eurotiomycetes; Chaetothyriales; Herpotrichiellaceae. The transcript is spliced from 2 exons. The record is from RefSeq and is a predicted model, not a curated record. Bases 220 to 990 code for a protein of 256 amino acids.
CUUGCCGGAUGACUGCCAGAUCGGCAAGAUGUGAUUUCUCGAUUUUUCAAGAUUGACAAGUGAGUAUUUUCGACAGGACAUCAAGGGAGAAAGAAAUUCUUGACGACGAGCAGACCAUCGCAGCAUCGAUAGAGGGAUUUUCGCCCAGCUUGCUAUUGAACGCCGUCUGAAUAUCCCUUUGCGACACGGGACAACCUCGGUAUAUUCAAUCAUUUGAUCAUGGCUUCACAAUCAAGGCCAAGGGUGCUUUUAUUCGACAUUGGAGGAGUCUGUGUGGUAUCUCCAUUCCAAGCGAUUCUCGACUAUGAGACGGCCAACAAGAUUCCAAUCGGCUACAUCAACUUUUCAAUCCGAGAAUUGACUCCUCACGGGGCAUGGCAUCGGCUGGAGAGGGGUGAAAUCGCCAAUGACGCCAACUACUUCCGCGCGUUUAAGGCGGAUCUGGAGCGACCGGACCUAUGGGCCAAAUUCCACAAACAGAAACUCCAAGUGACGGAUUCAUCUAAAGUGCCACCUGUGCCCAACAUCGACGCAGAGAAGCUUUACUGGUCCAUGAUGACCGUAUCACGCAAACCUGACCCGUACAUGUACCCGGCGCUGAAACGGCUCAAGGCCGACGGAAAGUACCGAUUAGCCGCGCUUUCCAACACCACUGUGUUCCCUGAAGGUCACGAGUUCAACGAGGUGGGGCCCGACGAUGUCAAGGCCCUGUUUGAAAUCUUUGUGAGCAGUGCCCAUGUCGGCAUGCGGAAACCAAAUCGUGACAUCUACGAGUACACCAUCAAGUUGGUUCAAGACACAUGGGGCAAGGACAUCCAGACGUCAGACAUUGUCUUCCUCGACGACAUUGGCGAGAACCUCAAGAUGGCAAAGAGCCUGGGCAUCAGGACCAUCCGAGUCUUGCUGGGAAAAUCCAGAGAUGCUGUCAAGGAGCUCGAGCAAGUCACAGGGCUGGAUCUGCUUGAGGAGGAUGCCAGAGCCAAGUUAUAAGGAGAAGAGAGGGGGACGGGUGGAGGCUUUGAAGAAGUUUGCCCGCAGAACUCUGAUGAUCUGACAGAAUUAGAGUGUUAGAUCUUGCAUAGAUAUGAUAUAUGUUCUUGCAGAACAAGGCCGUACCAAGGAUAGCCAUAUUAUUGAUUAAAGCGACUUUGAGGGUUGACGCCACGCUUUGUGUGAUGUGCGUGACUUGCAAGGGCAAGCCAAUGAGGAAAGAAUCCAGGAUCAGAC